GUUGUGUUCUUCAUUGAGAGGAACUUUUUGUUGCGAAAACGCGCAUUGUAUUUCGUGUAUGGAUUGAGGAAUUCAGUGCAGAAUUGCAUUUGGUUGAGUUUGCUUUUGAUUGCUUGGCUGUGUAUUUUUGAUAAGAAAGUUGAUAAAAUGACUGGUGGAAAGGUUUUGCCUUAUGUGUCAAGUAUUUGGAUUUGUCUUUUGGUUGGUGCAUACAUUUGGUUGUUGAAAACACUUGUUGUGAAAGUUCUAGCUAUGUCAUUUCAUGUUAGUACGUUUUUCGAUCGAAUUCAAGAAUCUUUGUUCAAUCAACAUGUGAUUGAGAUGUGGUCUAGGCCACCGUUGGUUGAGAUUGAUCAGCGAGAGCACGAGGAGGAAGAGAAAGUUAUGUCUGAAGUGCUUGCUGAUUUAAAGGCAAGCACACCACACAAGACUCCUACGGCUUCUACUCCGAGGAGUUCUGCAUUUUCGAUGGUUAUUUCCGAGAAGGAAAAAGAAAAGGAGGGCGGAAUCACUAUCGAUCAUCUGCAUAGACUGAAUCAGAAGAACAUUUCUGCUUGGAAUAUGAAAAGGUUGAUGAAUAUGGUUCGAAAAGGUGUGCUAUCUACUUUGGAUGAGAAGUUACCGCAGCCAAAUUAUGCGGAUGAAUCUGCUGUGCAGAUCACUAGUGGAAAAAAGGCUAAAGCUGCAGCUAAGAAGAUAUUUAACAAUGUGGCUAAGCCUGGCUCCAAGUUCAUCUAUCUGGAGGACUUGAUGCGUUUUAUGAGAGAAGACGAGGCUGUGAAAACAAUGUGCCUUAUUGAAGGUGGGACUGAAACUAGUGGCAUAAGUAAAUGUGCUCUGAAAAAUUGGGUGGUGAAUGCAUUUAGAGCGCGAAGGGCUCUUGCUUUGUCUUUGAAUGACACUAAGACUGCUGUAAACAAACUUCAUCAAAUGCUAAAUGUCUUAGUGGCAAUAAUCAUAUUGGUCAUCUGGCUCCUUAUACUCCGAGUUGCCACUAUGCAUUUCUUGGUCUUUUUGAGUUCCCAGAUUCUUCUGGUAGUAUUCAUCUUCGGGAACUCAGCCAAGACGACAUUCGAGGCUAUCAUCUUUUUAUUUGUGAUGCACCCAUUUGAUGUAGGUGACCGUGUUGAAAUUGAUGGAGUUCAG
Molecule: messenger RNA, 1146 nt
Organism: Capsicum annuum
Lineage: Eukaryota; Viridiplantae; Streptophyta; Magnoliopsida; Solanales; Solanaceae
Product: mechanosensitive ion channel protein 6-like
Biological process (GO): transmembrane transport; monoatomic anion transport
Cellular component (GO): plasma membrane
Molecular function (GO): mechanosensitive monoatomic ion channel activity
Source: RefSeq, a predicted model, not a curated record